AUGGCAUGGGCGGCACUGUUGGCCAGUUGCGUGACAAUCGAUACACCCCCAGAUCCAACGACGGACGAUGCGAUUGUUGACGCAAACGUCAAAUUCACUCUCGAGUAUUUUAAGGCAAGCUACGAUGAGCGGAACAACUAUGUCGCGUCACCCUACCACGUCCGGUUAGCACUGUCCAUGUUCUACCCGUUGGCCGGUGCGGCGGUGCAGGAGGACUUCCGUAUCGCGUUCGGCUUACCGGAUGACACGGACACCACGGUGGAGCAACAAAUUCGACUGGCCCGGCGGAUGAACGAAACGGACGGCCGCUGCCUGAAGGCGCUCUCGUUCGUGUUGGUGGAACAAUCGCUUCAGCUUGACGCAAACUUCGAGCGUUUGUUUAUGCACACCUACGACACCACGCUCGAGCCGGUCGAUCUCACCGAUGACAUCCCGUCGGCGGCCGCCGUCAAUUCCUUCUACCGCAUGGCGAACACCGAGAUCGACGAUUUCAUCUGCGAGGGAGACGUUUUUUCCCUCGAUCCCUGCUUCAAGCUGAUGCUGUUCAGUGGCGUGUCCGUGCUGUCGCCGUUAAGCGUUCGUUUCCGGGCAACCGAGACCACGUUGGGGUGCUUCCGGUUCGUGAACGCACCGGAAAAGCGGGUGCCAAUAAUGCGCACAACGGCCACAAUUCGCCGGUGCCUUCAUAAUGAGCUGCGUUGCGCCGUGGUGGACAUUCCGUUCGAUGAACCGAGCGGGUUGUCUCUGUUGUUGUUGCUGCCCAAUGAAGGCACGGAACUGCGGCAGGUUGUCAGCACCCUGACCAGCAAGCAUUUGGAGCAAAUUGACGAGUAUUUACAACCCACCCUCACCGAGCUGCGGUUGCCGGUGUUUUUCGUGCGAGAAAAAACCGACACGAAAACGAUCCUGGGAAAGCUCGGCUAUGGUGGGGUUUUUGAGAUCGCCGAUUUGCGCAUUUUCCGCGAUCAACCACGCACGUGUUUGAGUGGGUUUUUUCAGCACUGUUACCUUGCGAUCGGGGAUGGCGCUGAAGGUGGAAUACCAGCGGAAGAGCCAGCAGCGGAACCGACACAUAAGUUCCAUGCCGAUCGGCCGUUUAUGUUUGCUGUGCGACGGAUGGCGGAUCGAAACAUCCUGCAAAUAGGGCACUACUCGAGGUAUAUUGAUCCCGACGAGCAAUUUUAAAACCCACAACGCAUGAUGCAUAUGUAA
This is a messenger RNA of Anopheles nili, 1212 nucleotides long. RefSeq names its product serpin B5-like. Gene Ontology annotation, molecular function: serine-type endopeptidase inhibitor activity. Lineage: Eukaryota; Metazoa; Arthropoda; Insecta; Diptera; Culicidae. The record is from RefSeq and is a predicted model, not a curated record. The transcript is spliced from 3 exons. Bases 1 to 1185 code for a protein of 394 amino acids.